Messenger RNA from Brassicogethes aeneus, 4564 nucleotides. Lineage: Eukaryota; Metazoa; Arthropoda; Insecta; Coleoptera; Nitidulidae. The record is from the annotation of a GenBank genome assembly.
CGGAAAUUUGGCAAUAUAAUUCAAUAUGGUUCCUACAACAAACAAAUAGUCGGCGAUUUGUUUAUCAAAAAUGUGUUGUGAUUUAAUGUUAGUUUGUGAAAAAUGAUGUUAUGUGUUCUUGGUUUAACAUAAGAAGUAGUGUUUUAUAAUAUUUGCUUACUGUAAAACUCUGGAGAAGCUUUAAAAUUUAGGCGCCAUGUUCAGCCAAGCCCAUUAUUCUAUACUACUAUUUAUUUUAUGUUUAUUUUCUACUUCUUAUAAAAUAAACUGCAAUUUAAUAGAUCCCCUAUCCUACACUGAAGAUGAUAAGGAAUUAAAUAUGACGAUUAAAGUGCUAAGACAUGAGGAUCACAAUAAGUUACCCCUUGGGGAUAAUGUAACAAUUAUUUGCAAAACCAAAUGGAUGACCAGUAAAAUGUGGUGGACCUUCAAUGAAAAAAACAUUUCAGAACAGGAAGGAUUUAAACUGGAAAUGGAGAGUGAGAAUAUAAACAAAGAAUCGGGCAAUAAAUAUGAAGUUUCAAUUUUGCAUAUAUUAAAGAUUGACUUUGGCCAUGUUGGGGACUAUGUUUGUCAUGCAGCCAAUGAAAAUGUAACUGAUUUAGAUCGUCACAGCAUAAUUUUAAACGUGACCUCACCUGCUCAAAUAGUACAAAUCUCUUCGCCAAUUUUCGCGAAAAUCCACGAGAGCGUCACAUUGGUCUGUUUGGUGCAAGGUUACCCCAUUGAGGAGGUGAUGUGGUUCAAGGAGGACAAGUUGAUUGUUGAAGGUUCCAAAAUGGAAUCCAUCAACAGUACACUAAAAAAUUCCACGUUGAGCAUCGAGGAAGUGAAGAAGAGCGACAAUGGAAGUUACAUCUGUAAAAGUACGAACGGCGUUUUGCGAGUGAACGCGUCAAGUGCCAUAAUGGUUUUGGAUAAACCUCAAAUAACGAUUGACUUUAUUAAAGCUAUUGCAACCAAUAAAAUUUACCUCAAUUGGACUGUCAAUGACGGCAACAGUCCGGAUCUUAAGUAUACGAUACAGUACAUGAAGAAGGGAGAUUCCAACUGGAUAUAUUAUAAGAACGAAAUCAAGGGAAAAAACACGUCGUGCAUUCUUAAGGACAACUUUAAAAACGGCACGGAGUACACCAUAAGGAUGAUGGCGACCAAUAAGCAAGGUGACAGCCAAUAUUACACCGCCGACGCAAUCGAAAUGUUGGACGAGGAUCCCGUUUUUAUACCUGUUGUAACCGUGACAGGCGUUACGACCAGCUCGAUCACCAUCAAAUGGACUACCCCGCACGACAAAAUCAAGGAACACAUCCACUAUUUCAACUUGAUCAUGAAUAAUUCCAGCGAGAGAUUGGAAGCCUAUCAUCCGGCCUCGAAAGACAAUCUGUACAUGUUCUCGGAGCUGGAGUCUGCGACCACAUACGUGUUCCAAGUGUCCGCAUGCAGCGAGUACACGAAAGAAUGCGGAGCCAGCUCGGAGCCCGUAAACGGCACAACCAUGGACGGCAUGUCCGGUCCCCCGACAAACGUAACAGUAGAAUGCCGAUUCGACAACAUCAGCCACACCAGUUUCGUCUACGUCACCUGGAGGCCGCCAAUCACGCCGCACGGCACCAUCACCUCCUAUAACGUUCACUUGGAGGGCUCGGCUUCCUACGUAAACGAGCAGGGUUUGCUGGAACAGAUCACGUGGGGCCCGAAAGUGACGAACGUCAACGAGAAAAACCCGGUGACGCGUUUUUACAACGUGUCCGCGAACACGAAUUACACGGUCAAGUUGGCCGGCGUGACGCGCCUGCGCAAAAACGGCGAGUCCGUCGAAACUUCCUGCACCAUGCCGCCCACCCUGCCCGACAAGCAAAAGUUGUCGCGCAUAUCGUGGCGCAAAAUGGAGCAGGAGCAGGAAAAGUGGAUUUUCAAAUUGUCCAUGCCGAGAGUGUCCGAACGAAACGGCCCGAUCUGUUGCUACCGAAUCUACUUGGUGCGCAUGGAGGAUCAACAAAAAUUGGCCGAGCUGCCGACGCCCGAGGAUUUAACCAUAGUCUCCUACAUGCAAGCGCACAGAACGCCCCGAGGUGGCGCCUACGUCGCCGAAAUGUUCUCCAGCACAACGUUCCACCAGGAGGUUUUUCUCGGGGACGAUCAAGUUUUCAAUUCCAGCAACACCGAAUGCGACGAAUGCAUAGGCUUAAGACCCUACAACACGCCGAGAGAGGAAAAAAUCAACAAGGUCACCAACAAUACCGCCAAUCGGGUCAGAAGGCAAAACGAAAAGUUGGACGAUCCUUUGCCGCCGUACGAUGGCAAUCUCGACAUCAGCAGCAAUUAUACCGCUUUCGUGGAAAUUAUUGUUCGCAGUUCGGAUACGACGUUUCUGGCAGCGUACAGUAACUACUUGGAGAUGCUAAGCCCAGGUCCUGAAGUAGUUGCUGCUCCUGCUGUCGAUACCAUAGGACUUACCGUGCAAGUGCUCUGUGCGCUAUUCAUUGUAAUACUGCUGAUAUUCGGUACGCUUUGUAUAUUGCACCGCUACACCAAGCAAGCGCACGCACAGGCCGUCGAGAUGAUCACCUUCAGGACUUCACUCAGGAGUCUGCGGGGCCGUCAGAGAUUAGUGUCGCUAAAUCCACCCGAUAUGUGCCCAAUUAGCAAAGGGGAUUUGGUGUCUGCCUACGUGGAACGACACCGGGAUUCGGACUACGGCUUUCAACAGGAAUUCGAAUUGCUGCCCGAUCGAUUUUCAGACAGAACCACCAGAUCAUCGGACACAAGAGAGAAUGUCUACAAGAACCGUUACCCCGAUAUUAAAGCAUACGAUCAAACUAGAGUCAAACUAUCGCAAGUGGACAGCAUCGCUGGUUCCGAUUAUGUCAACGCCAAUUUCGUAAUGGGUUACAAAGAACGAAAGAAGUUUAUUUGCGCACAAGGCCCUAUGGAUACCACAGUCAACGAUUUCUGGCGAAUGAUUUGGGAGCAGCAUUUGGAGUUGAUUUUGAUGCUCACGAAUCUCGAAGAGUACAGCAAAACCAAGUGCGCCAAAUAUUGGCCCGAUAAAUGCGAUGGCGAUAAAAGUUUCGGCGAUAUAACCGUUACGCACGUGCAGGAAACACGAUUUUCCGACUACAUCGUGCGCGAUUUGAAAAUCUCGCGGGCCACGACAGGCGGCAGCAAAGAUUUGGAAGAGAGGAGAAUAACGCAGUACCACUACUUGGUCUGGAAGGACUUCAUGGCCCCCGAGCAUCCCAACGGAAUAAUUAAAUUUAUAAAGAGAGUCAAUGAGGCUUAUUCGAUUGAGAAGGGUUGCAUUUUGGUGCAUUGUUCCGCCGGAGUCGGCAGAACUGGCACCUUGGUGGCUAUGGAUUGUCUCCUGCAACAGUUCAAAGAGGAAGGAAGCGUCUCUAUCUUCAAUACUAUUUGUGAUUUGAGACAUCAAAGAAACUUCCUGGUUCAAAGUUUGAAACAAUACAUUUUCAUAUAUAGAGCUUUGAUGGAGGUUGCUCAGUAUGGCGAUACCGAAAUCGGCGCCCAUGAGUUGAAGGCAACCGUCGAUAAGUUGAGGCAAUGUGAUAAAGAUAAAGUGAAGUGUCCAUUGGAGGAGCAAUUUGAGAAUAUCGUGAACGCUUUUGAAGACAGAAAAUCGUGCUCUGUGGCCGGCGGCGAGGAAAACCGCGAGAAAAAUCGCUCCGACAGCGUUCUACCGUACGACAGAAACCGAUUUAUCCUCACCCCUCUCUCGGGCAAAGAACAUUCAACUUACAUAAACGCGUCGCUUAUAGAAGGUUACGACAAUUGCGAAUCCUUCAUCAUAACUCAGGACCCGUUGGAAAACACGGUGAGCGAUUUUUGGCGCAUGAUCGCCGAGCAGGGCAUCAGCGUCAUCGUUAUGAUGUCGGAGGUGGGCGAUAACAAGUGCACGCGUUACUGGCCAGAGGAAGAAGAGAGGACGUACGAUCACAUCACGGUGCGCUACGCGCAAGCCGAGACGUGCCCUUACUACACCAGAAGGGAGAUGUUUGUUAAAAGCAGGGACGGCGAGGAGCAAAAGGUCAUCCACUUGCAGUACCACGGCUGGCCCACGGUCGACGGAGAGGUGCCGGAAGUGACGAGGGGCAUGAUAGAGCUGGUGGAUCACGGUCAGUCGGCGGUGGUGAAAAACGAAUACUCGGCCUCGAUGGUGGUGCAUUGCAACUUGGGUUCCGACAGGAGCUCCAUGUUUGUCGGUCUCACGAUUUUGGUGCAGCAACUGCGUACCGAAAAGCGCGUCGACAUUUUCACGGUCGUCAGAAAGUUGCGCUCUCAAAGGCACGCGUUAAUCAAUUCAUAUGCUCAGUACGAGUUUCUUCAUAGAGCCAUAGUGAACUAUGCAGACCUGCAUGGUUUAUGUGAAAAGUAAUGUUUUAUAAUUGGUGCCAUAUAUUAACAUUUAUAUUCCAUUCCAGAAAAUACCAUAACUUGGUCUCAUGAAUAUUUGGGUAUUUUUAUAUGUAUUUAUUGAUAUUUAUAACGUGAUUUUUAUUCAUAUCUUUUUGAAAAUAUUUUUUCUAGUUCAAAACCAAAGUACAUGUGG